UUGCUACCGCUUCCGGGGCGGGACGCGGCGAGAGGGGUUUACGGUGCCUCAGCCAGCUCCUGGCCGGUGUCUCAGCGCUCCUUGCAGUAAUGAGCUUUCUCAGAAGUUUCCCGCCGCCCGGGUCGACUGAGGGCCUACGGCAGCAGCAACCAGACACCGAGGCUGUGCUGAACGGGAAGGGCCUCGGUACCGGCACCCUUUACAUCUCUGAAAGCCGCCUGUCUUGGUUAGAUGGCUCUGGAUUAGGAUUCUCCCUGGAAUACCCCACCAUUAGUUUGCAUGCAGUAUCCAGGGACCUAAACGCCUAUCCACGAGAGCAUCUCUAUGUUAUGGUGAAUGCCAAAUUUGGAGAAGAAUCAAAAGAAUCUGUUGCUGAUGAAGAAGAGGAAGAUAGUGAUGAUGACAUUGAACCUAUUGCUGAAUUUAGAUUUGUGCCUAGUGAUAAAUCAGCAUUGGAGGCCAUGUUCACUGCAAUGUGUGAAUGCCAGGCUUUGCAUCCAGAUCCUGAGGAUGAAGAUUCAGAUGAUUAUGAUGGAGACGAAUAUGAUGUGGAAGCCCAUGAACAAGGGCAGGGGGACAUCCCUACAUUUUAUACCUAUGAAGAAGGAUUAUCCCAUUUAACAGCAGAAGGCCAAGCCACACUGGAGAGAUUGGAAGGAAUGCUUUCUCAGUCUGUGAGCAGCCAGUAUAACAUGGCUGGAGUCCGGACAGAAGAUUCAAUAAGAGAUUAUGAAGAUGGGAUGGAGGUGGAUGCUGCACCAACGGUUGCUGGACAGUUUGAGGAUGCAGACGUUGAUCACUGAAAUGAUGGAUGCUGCUUUAGGAUUCUGCUCAUAACUGUAGGAGAGAACUUGGUGCCUCUUCCACUGUGGAGUGGGUGUUGAUGAAAGUCUUUUUCUUUCUCCAAAACUUACCUGAACCAGUUCUUUCUUGAGACAGAGUAUACUGAGACAAGAAGCUGUCACCAGCACAAGAAACUAUGACCUUUAUUAACAAAGGUGGAUGAACUUAACUAGGAGGGCUAUUUGUAGUUUAUGAUUUACCCCAAACCUUUGUGUCUAGGUGUACCCUCUGAGUAGGCCUAUGAUUCCCACCUUCACUCUAUGCAUCCUCAAAACCUAUCAGGACUAAGGGGUGGAAAUGCACUGGCGUUUGAAGGUGUAGGUAGACUGCGUGGGAAAGAAAGGCUGAAUCUAAGCUAUACUCCUUAGGGCCUAAGGAUACCCUUAACUCCUUAAAAAAAAAAACAGAGGUCUCAGAGAAAUCCUGAUCUCUGCACUUUCCACAGGGAUAAAGGUCUUUUUACUAAUAGGGGACCCAGGUUAGUUAACUCUAGGGAGCCUCUUCAGAAAUAGCCCAGCCACAUGUACUCCCACUAACACAAGUGCUCCUGCCUAGCCUUUGCUCCUUUCACCAUGUUUCAUCAUUCUGUUCUGUUAUAACUGCUUAGGUUGUAUCCUUUCAUUUCCAGCCUCUCAGGUCAGUUUCUGUAAAAGAACAAGCGAAAUUGCGAUGAAGUUCUCAAAGUAUUUCAGAUAAUUGUUUUGUCUUUGUGAUAGCUUAACAAAUAAAUUUAGGUUUUCUAUA
Molecule: messenger RNA, 1587 nt
Organism: Cervus elaphus (red deer)
Lineage: Eukaryota; Metazoa; Chordata; Mammalia; Artiodactyla; Cervidae
Gene: CLNS1A
Product: chloride nucleotide-sensitive channel 1A
Exons: 7
Coding region: 90-803 (237 amino acids)
Biological process (GO): chloride transport; mRNA cis splicing, via spliceosome; spliceosomal snRNP assembly
Cellular component (GO): spliceosomal complex; plasma membrane; pICln-Sm protein complex
Source: RefSeq, a predicted model, not a curated record